AUGGUCAACUCCUGCUGUGGCUCUGUCUGCUCUGAGGAGGGCUGUGGCCAAGGCUGCUGCCAGCCCAGCUGCUGUCAGACUACCUGCUGUAGGACCACCUGCUGUCGCCCCAGCUGCUGUGUGUCCAGCUGUUGCAGGCCCAGCUGCUGUGUGUCCAGCUGUUGCAGACCCCAGUGCUGCCAGUCUGUGUGUUGCCAGCCCACCUGCUGCCGCCCCAGCUGCUGCAUUUCUAGCUGCUGCAGGCCUUCUUGCUGCCAACCAAGCUGCUGUGUGUCCAGCUGUUGCAGGACCACCUGCUGUCGCCCCAGCUGCUGUGUGUCCAGCUGCUGCAGGCCCAGCUGCUGCCGCCCCACCUGUUGCAUUUCUAGCUGUUGCAGGCCUUCCUGCUGCAGGCCCAGCUGCUGUGUGUCCAGCUGUUGCAGGCCCCACUGCUGCCGCCCCAGCUGUUGCAGGCCCAGCUGCUGUGUGUCCAGUUGCUGCAGACCCCAGUGCUGCAUCUCCAGCUGCUGCCGCCCCACCUGCUGCAUUUCUAGCUGCUGCCGCCCCACCUGUUGCCAGACCACUUGCUGCAGGACUACCUGUUGCCGCCCAGCAUGCUCUAGCUGUUCUUGCUGCUAA
This is a messenger RNA of Grammomys surdaster, 618 nucleotides long. Its product is annotated as keratin-associated protein 4-2-like. Gene Ontology annotation, cellular component: keratin filament. The transcript is spliced from 3 exons. The coding region runs from base 1 to 618 and encodes 205 amino acids. NCBI's taxonomy places the organism in Eukaryota, Metazoa, Chordata, Mammalia, Rodentia, Muridae. The record is from RefSeq and is a predicted model, not a curated record.